GAAUAACCGGUGAACGAUCGCGUUCUGAAAUGUAAAUUGGAACAAAUUCAAUCAUUCUAAUAAGAGCAAUAGGAACAUAUUCUUCUUGGAUAUCUGACAGAGAACAAGUGUUCGCAUCGCCUUCAACCAGAAAGAUCGAUGCUCCGAAUUCUCUCAGCCAGACAUCACUGUCUCAACGCCAUCAAUUGGUCAACUCUAAUGGAACAUACCAGUAAAAAAUUCUUUUUUUUUUUAUUUUUCCUUUACGCCGUAAGAUUUAUUUCAUUAAAAAUUGACACCACUCGUUGAAUAUUGGAAGGGGAAAUUAUUUUUACGAAUUAGACUCCCGGAUUUGCAUUUGCACUUAUAAUAAUUAGAAGCAAGCUGAUUACCAGGAAAGAAGCGGUGAUAAAUCUCUUGCAUAAUAAAGGCAUUGGAGCAGAUUAAAAAAGACUGGCACGACUAUAAACAGAUAGCCGAAGAUAAAGUUCGUACGGGAGCAGGAGAACAAGGUACUGCUUUUUAUCUACCACCAGGAAGCGAACAAGAGAAAGAUAAAUUGUACAAAGUGAAUGGAUUCAAUGCUAUGGUCAGUGACUACAUAGCACUUAACCGUUCUCUACCAGAUAUCAGACAUCAUGGAUGUAAGAACAAACUAUAUCUGAAUAAAUUACCCGUUGCCAGCGUCGUCGUUCCUUUUCACAACGAGCAUGGAUCUACUCUUCUCAGAACGGUCACCAGCGUUCUUAAUCGAGCGCCUCCCGAACUAAUUAAAGAAAUCAUUUUAGUAGAUGAUUUUAGUACCAAAGAACAUUUAAAGCAACCUUUAGAGGAAUAUGUGAAGGAACAUUUUCAAAAAGUGAGAAUCAUUCGUGCUACGAAAAGAGAAGGGUUGAUAAGAGCUCGAUUGAUGGGUGCCAGAGAAGCAACUGGUGAUAUUAUUAUAUUUUUGGAUUCCCACACCGAAGCAAAUGUUAAUUGGCUGCCUCCUUUAAUAGAACCGAUCGCCCUGGAUAAAAAGACGGUGGUAUGCCCCUUCAUCGAUGUCAUUGAUUACGAGACCUUUGCUUAUAGAGCUCAGGAUGAAGGUGCUCGAGGAUCUUUUGAUUGGGAGUUAUAUUACAAGAGAUUGCCACUUCUUCCAGAAGAUCUCCAACACCCUACAGAACCCUUUAAAAGUCCAGUAAUGGCCGGAGGGCUGUUUGCCAUCGAUAGAAAUUUCUUCUGGGAGUUAGGAGGAUACGACGAAGGACUGGACGUCUGGGGUGGAGAACAGUACGAACUAUCUUUUAAAAUAUGGCAAUGCGGAGGAGUGAUGGUGGAUGCGCCUUGCUCCAGGAUAGGACACAUCUACCGAAAAUUUGCACCCUUUCCUAAUCCCGGUAUAGGAGACUUCGUCGGUAGGAAUUACAAACGAGUGGCAGAAGUAUGGAUGGACGAAUACAAGGACUUUUUAUAUAUGAGAAGGCCUCAGUAUAGAUUAUUAGAAGUAAACGAUCUAAGCCGACAAAAAGAACUCAGGAAGAAACUCAACUGCAAACCAUUCAAAUGGUUCAUGGAGAAUGUUGCUUUUGAUCAGCUUAAAAAAUAUCCUCCUAUCGAACCACCCGAUUUCGCUAAAGGAGAGAUACGAAAUGUCGGAAGCGAUUUGUGCGUCGACACCAGAUUCAGAGGACAGAAUGAAAGAUUUGGAUUAGAGAAGUGUAUUAAAGAUAGCAUUAACCAGGGUGGAGAACAGCAGUUCGUUCUGACCUGGCACAAAGAUAUCCGUCCCAAGAAACGAAGUGUAUGCUUCGAUGUGUCUAGUCCAGAACCUCAUGCACCUGUUGUCUUAUGGAGCUGUCACGGGUUGCAAGGGAAUCAGUUGUGGAAAUACGAUUUGACAAAUCGACAUUUGGUACAUCCCGUGACCGGCAAUUGUCUGGAUUGCGAUGGAGAGAGAAAGGAGAUAUUCAUGGGCCCUUGCGAUACGGAUAAAUUGUCUCAACAUUGGAAAUUCGAAUUCGUCAAUGCAUCUGCGCUUUCUGCAUGGUGAAGAAGAGCGGAAAUUUUUCUACCAAUAUGAAUAUAGAACUCUUUAGCUUGACGUAACCAUUAUUGGUGAAACGACUCGAAGCGAUAUCAGGAGAACAUUUUUUUUGCUGAAUAAAAAUAAUU
Messenger RNA from Centruroides sculpturatus (bark scorpion), 2136 nucleotides. RefSeq names its product putative polypeptide N-acetylgalactosaminyltransferase 10 (gene Pgant6). Gene Ontology annotation, cellular component: Golgi apparatus. The record is from RefSeq and is a predicted model, not a curated record. The transcript is spliced from 10 exons. Lineage: Eukaryota; Metazoa; Arthropoda; Arachnida; Scorpiones; Buthidae. The coding region runs from base 566 to 2014 and encodes 482 amino acids.